GCGGGUGACAGAACAGGCUCUGCUGAACUUGUCCUGAGACUUCACCAAAACCAAAAUAAAAAUAAAGUUGUUUUUGUUUUUUUUCUGAGACAUGGACCCGCAGCACUCGAGGGCUUGGGGAAGCUGCCCUCUGGGAAUGUCUCUAGAAAGCCAGUGUCUUAGGAGACCCGCACAGUUCUCCAACAGCGGCUCCCCGCGAACCGCAGAGCUUCCCACUGCGCGGGAGCCGGCAGCACCUGCUGCUGCGGUGAGAGGCUUAAACAGAAAUUAGGUGUCCAGCUCUCCUUUCCCAUUUUACACUCUUUGAGUGACUGCGUUUCUUGCUGUUAGAGGCAUUUUGAACCAGGGAACCCAAGGCAGAAUUAAUUGGAGGGGUACAUUUCGGAUAAAAGGAUACUGAAGCCUGAAUUCUUCCAUCGCCUUUUCUCUUUGACCCCCAGAACUUUUGUGGCCAGACUAACAACUCUUAAUGCUCAAAUAAGAGAAUUCUACACACAGAAGGAAAAGUGCACAAGUUGGUCACAGUGAUUUCAGUGAUUGCUUCUGGGAAGAGAAAUAAACUUAGUGUCUAAGGGGAAGAGUGAGGAGACCUUACUAUGUUUUUGUUAUUUUUAAAAUGUUCAUGUGUUGCCUAUUUAAAAAUGAAAUAUACUUUUUUAAAAUGAACAUAUUAUUUUAAGACUCAGCAGUUCCUCUCCCAGGAAUUUAUCUUUUAGAUAGAUCUACAUACAUAUGAAAAUAAUGAAAGUACAGUACUAUAUGGAAAGAUACACGUGAAGCAGAUAAAAUUGGUUGCCUUAAUAGAGGGAGUCUGGAUGCAAGAUAAAAGUGGAUUGAGAGGGGCUUUUUCGUUGUAUAAUCUUGGUAUCUUUUAAACUUCAAAUAUUAUCAAAUGAAUGAAUUUUAAUGUGGACACAGUGGUAGUGGAGAUUCCGAUGUUGAUAAUAUCCUGCAAAAUUAAAAUUCUCUUGUAAAAGGAAUGCUGCAUAACAGUUCCUAAAUUUCAGUGGACUUAGAUCAUUUCAUGGUCAUGGUUCUUCAGUUCAGCUGUGAUUUUGGUCUUAGGUGGACUAGGCUGGACUCUGCGGAGUUCAAAUCUACUCCAUGUGUCUUCAUUCUAGGACCAGGCUGAACAUGGAGAACUACUGGAGCAUGUUUACUUGUGGCUCAGUGAAAAUUCAGAAGGGUUUCUAGGAAUUUGCCUUGUCUCCCAGUAGAAGUAGCACAUUGAAACACCUACCUUUAUUCUGUUAAAUCAAGUCACAUAGCCAAACUCAGAGUCCCUAGAGUAAAGAUGUAUUAUUUGCUUACUGGGAGGCACUGCAAAGUCACAUGCAAGGGUGUGGAUACAUGUUUCUUUUACAGGGAAAGGGAGAUAAGAGUGAUGAUGAAGGAAAUGAGUUAACAGAUGCAAAGAUAUUCAGUUGAGGAUGGUUGAGAAUAAAGUUGCUUACAAAAAUGUGUGUUAAUGUAUAUUUUCUAAAUUAAAAUUGCCCAAGAUAUAGCAUCCUACUUUAAUAUGAGAUAUCUCAAGGCUUCCAUGUCAAGGUAUCAUGUUUGGUUUAUCUUAUAUCUGCCAGUCCUGCCACCCUGCUUUGUAAUCAGUUCUUAGCAUUGGUAGAAACAUUUGUUUGGCUAAAUAAUAUACAUAUAAAGACACCAGUUUUUAAAGAUAUAGUUCUGAAUGUGUUUAUUUCAGCUACUGAAUUUGUUCAUUCUUAGUUCUUAUGUCAUAUCCAUGUCUGACAACUCACCUUUCACAACAGAAUCUUCUUUUCAGGGAGAUGUCCUUUGCUUCUCAGAUGUAAUGCACUUUAAGUUUAUUAUUCAACAGUGAAAAUGAGUCAUACAGAGGUUAAGUUAAAAAUACCUUUUGGAAAUAAGUUGCUGGAUGCUGUUUGUUUGGUACCUAGCAAGAGUUUAACAUACGGAAUAAUUCUUACACAUGGAGCAUCAGGAGAUAUGAAUCUUCCUCAUUUGAUGUCAUUGGCGUCCCAUCUUGCAUCUCAUGGCUUUUUUUGCCUGAGAUUUACCUGUAAAGGCCUUAAUAUUGUGCAUAGAAUUAAGGCAUACAAAGCAGUUUUGAAUUACCUAAAGACCUCAGGAGAAUACAAACUUGCAGGUGUUUUCCUUGGAGGUCGUUCAAUGGGCUCAAGAGCAGCUGCUUCUGUAAUGUGUCAUAUUGAGCCAGAUGAUGCUGAUGGUUUUGUUCGAGGUCUCAUUUGUAUUUCUUAUCCACUGCACCAUCCAAAACAGCAGCAUAAACUCAGAGAUGAAGAUCUCUUUCGUAUAAAAGAUCCUGUACUGUUUGUGUCAGGCUCAGCAGAUGAAAUGUGUGAGAAGAACUUGUUGGAGAAAGUGGCACAGAAAAUGCAAGCUCCCAAUAAAAUCCACUGGAUUGAGAAGGCAAAUCAUUCCAUGGCAGUGAAAGGACGGUCAACAAAUGAUGUUUUCAAAGAAAUAAAUACACAGAUUUUGUUUUGGAUCCAAGAAAUCACUGAAAUGGACAAGAAAUAAUUGUCAUUAGUUAAAAGCCAUGUUAUUUUGAAUACAAGUACAGUUAAUUUGAUAAAGAAUAAUAUACCUCUCAGCAUUAUGAGAUAUAUUUCAGACUAAUGUUCUUUAAUGUUGCCCUAUUUUUGAAACACAUUUUAAUUGUGAAAAUAAUAUUCUUUACAAAAUGUCUUUUGAAAGCACUGUUAUAGUUGUAUGAAGAUGAUGUACAAAUAUUAAAGGUGGUCUAAAUAUAAUUUAUUUUCACUAGUAUAGUUAAGCUUUGAAAAAAUUAAACUUUUGAAUUUUGUUACAACA
Molecule: messenger RNA, 2811 nt
Organism: Ictidomys tridecemlineatus (thirteen-lined ground squirrel)
Lineage: Eukaryota; Metazoa; Chordata; Mammalia; Rodentia; Sciuridae
Source: RefSeq, a predicted model, not a curated record